Prosopis cineraria is the source of this 2533-nucleotide messenger RNA. Its product is annotated as probable serine/threonine-protein kinase WNK7. Gene Ontology annotation, cellular component: cytoplasm. Lineage: Eukaryota; Viridiplantae; Streptophyta; Magnoliopsida; Fabales; Fabaceae. The record is from RefSeq and is a predicted model, not a curated record. The transcript is spliced from 7 exons. The coding region runs from base 321 to 2369 and encodes 682 amino acids. Gene Ontology annotation, molecular function: protein serine/threonine kinase activity; ATP binding. Gene Ontology annotation, biological process: intracellular signal transduction; protein phosphorylation.
GUUCCUUCCUUGUUCCAAGAGGAGGUGGUGGUGGUACGUGAUUGAUCCCAAUUCCGAUUAGGGUUCGAUCUCCUCUCUAUCCAUUCUUUCUCUCAUGUCCUUUUCUGUUUAUCCUCUUGACAAACUUUCCUUUACUUUCAAGUUAAUCAAUUCAUUGACAAUUACCCUCGGCUUUUCUUUCCCCAUUUUUUUCGGUGAAUACAAUUUUCGAGUUCAGCCGAUGCAAUUCUAAUACACUGUCGAUGUGAAUUGUUCUCAUUCAAUCCAACCUGUUGUCACAGCAGGCCGUAAUCUGCAAUUAUUUUCUCCAGUCCCUUUGAAUGUCUCGCAUUUUUUGUUUUAAAUUUGAUGAUAUAUUGAACAAUUUGUUUGUUAUAGUUGUGCACAUGUGUAGGAUUAAGUCUAGCAAGGCAAAGAUGAGUGUGGCGAGGGCAGGAAGCUCAGAUGAGUGUACUGGGCAUGCAGAGCCUCCUGAUCCUGAUAUUCUUGAAAUUGAUCCAACUUGUCGAUACAUUAGGUAUAAAGAUGUGAUCGGCAAAGGUGCUUUCAAGACAUGUUAUAAGGCAUUUGAUGAAGUCAGUGGACUUGAAGUGGCCUGGAACCAGGUUCGGAUUGAUGAGGUGCUACAGUCACCAGGUGACUUGGAAAGGCUCUACUCAGAAGUGCAUCUCUUAAAAUCAUUGAAGAACAAUAACAUAGUAAAAUUCUACAAUUCCUGGAUUGAUAAUAAGAACAAGACUGUUAACAUCAUCACGGAGUUGUUCUCUUCGGGUAGCCUCAGACAGUAUCGUAGGAAGCACAAGAAGGUUGACAUGAAGGCUCUUAAAGGAUGGGCAAGACAGAUAUUAAUGGGUUUAAACUACCUCCAUGGUCACAACCCACCUAUUAUACACAGGGAUCUGAAGUGUGAUAAUAUAUUUAUCAAUGGAAACCAAGGUGAAGUUAAAAUUGGAGAUCUGGGGCUGGCAACUUUCUUGGAACGGACUAAUGCUGAGAGUGUGAUUGGAACCCCUGAAUUUAUGGCACCCGAGCUGUAUGAUGAAAAUUACAAUGAAUUGGCCGACAUAUAUUCAUUUGGAAUGUGCAUGCUUGAGUUGGUGACUUCUGAGUAUCCGUAUAGUGAAUGCAAAAACUCAGCUCAGAUAUACAAGAAGGUUUCAUCUGGUAUAAAACCCGCUUCCCUUUCUAAAGUCAAAGAUCCAGAAAUGAAAUUAUUUAUUGAGAAAUGUCUAGUCCCAGCAUCUCAAAGAAUGUCAGCAAAGGAGCUUUUGAUAGAUCCUUUUCUUCAAAUGAAUAGUUUGGCAAGAAAUCGUCGUCUAUCCUUACCAGAUAUUGUCAUCCCUAAAUGUGGAGCCUUUGGAGAUCGUAUCCUCGUGUCAGAAGGUCCUGCUACUCAACAUAACAGAUCAAAUUCCUUGGAUCUUGAUGAUACUUGUGAAUUACCUAUGAUCACUACAUACGAUGGUUCUGGUAACGCUUCACAUUGUCAAUGUGUUGAGGUACAAAAGUUGAAGAGAGGUGAUAUUUUCAAUCUAAAAGGUGAAGAAAAUGAUGAGAAUUCUGUGUCGAUAGUUCUUCGGAUAGCUGAUCAAGGAGGGCGAGUAAGAAAUAUCCAUUUCUUAUUUUACCUAGAUAGUGAUACUGCUAUUUCAGUUUCAAGUGAAAUGGUUGAGCAACUCGAACUUCCAGAUCAAAAUAUAAAAUUCAUAGCUGAGUUGAUAGAUUUGUUAUUGAUUAAUUUGGUUCCAAAGUGGAAACCUUGUGUAGAUAUUGCUCAUUUGGUUUCACGAAGUUGUAGAAAAACUAUUAUUGGACAAAAAGAUCUGGAGCUAGCAAAACAGAAGCAGCACUCAGAAGAUUCUAUACAAAAUAUUACUGAAGAGAAAGGUAUCUCAUGCUCGAAUCGCAGCUCUCUUGCAUCAGAAAAACAUUAUCACUCCAACUUGAAUGAAAUUUCAUCCUAUGGCAACAUUGAUCACGGAAAUACAAUCAAAAUAGAUGAUUUGUGUUCUGAGACUAAUGAUAAGAAGUUAUCUUUAGUUUCGUUCUUGUCUGUGGACUCAGCAUUUAAUGAUUUCAACUUGCCAAGAGUGCCAGGAGAGACUGAAUGCUCUUUUGUAUCUGUAAUGGAAGCAUGGCCAAAUUAUCAUAGGAGUAAGAUAUCAGAAUUAGGAAGUCAUGAUAUGUUAAGCUUCCCAGCCCAUUCUAGUAAUGUUUCUUCUUUAUCUAACGUAGAAGAUGAGUUGAAAAUAGAGUUAGAAGUGAUUGAACAGAAAUAUCUAGAGACAAUUAAAGAAGCAUCAAAAGUAAGAUCUCAAGCUAUCAUGGAGGUUAGAGGAAGGUUACCCCAGAAGAAGAUCCAAUCAUAAGAUAGUUUCAGCAGUAAUUUAGUUAGCUUCUAUUUUUUUCUCUUGGUUCAUGCCUUUAAGUAUAAUGUGUAAAUAGUGUAUCUUGAAUUAGAAAAAAGAUUGAUUUUGACUAUAUUUUUAGAUCAUCCUCUUUUAUUUUAAUAAAUGUACUGAUUACACUGAUU